Molecule: messenger RNA, 1398 nt
Organism: Danio rerio (zebrafish)
Lineage: Eukaryota; Metazoa; Chordata; Actinopteri; Cypriniformes; Danionidae
Source: RefSeq, a predicted model, not a curated record
UCUCGCAAGCCAUUUUAGCACAACAUGGUCAGUCAUAGUCCGACAGCCAAUGGUGAGUGCGCUCUGGUUGGACUUGCCUCUGCCUCGCCAGUCCCUUCUCGUGCUGCUGUCCUCGGCGUGAACGCGCGUGGUACCCAACGCUCGUGAAGAGGAGGAGGAGGAUGUGGCGCGCGGAGGGGAAAUGGCUGCCGAAAACAAGCCGGAAGAUGAACAUGGACAUUUGAAAAUAUACCUGCCCAAAAAGCUGCUUGAAUGUCUACCAAAAUGCUCCACGUUGCCAAAGGAGAGACACAGGUGGAACACCAAUGAGGAAAUUGCAGCAUACUUGAUAACCUUUGAAAAGCAUGAAGAAUGGUUGACAACCUCCCCUAAAACAAGGCCACAGAAUGGGUCGAUGAUCCUUUACAAUAGAAAGAAGGUGAAGUACAGAAAGGACGGCUACUGCUGGAAAAAAAGGAAAGAUGGGAAGACCACGCGGGAGGAUCACAUGAAGCUUAAAGUGCAAGGAGUGGAGGUGAGGCUGUUCGUCCGCACCGUAGCGCACACAAACACAUCGACUCGAUUCCGAAGCAUUCAGGUGCAUAUAAUGGGCGCACUUAAGAAAAAGGAAGACCUCUCGCCUGGAUGUGAGCGCUGUGGUUUUUGAAGUUGUUGAACAUGUACAGCGAGUCCUCAAGUCGGCUGCAACUUUUCUAGUCCACAUUUGAGAAUGAAAAAAUACACCUCAGCAGCCUGAGUUUAGUUUUUCCCUUGAUAGCAAACAAAAUGGAAGCAAUUGUUUGUACCUUAUUAAGCUCGGGAUGUUUGCUCUGCUCCAGAGUGCCGGCAUUAAUCUUCCCCCAUGCUGGGAACCACUGCCAUCACAGGUAGACUGCAGGGCCCUUUUCUGCUUUUCUGCGCCCUGGCAUGGCCCCGCUGAGUGUGUGUGUGCGUGUGUGUGAUUUAUCUUCACUCAUACACACAUAUACACACACAACAAACAGCGUGGGUGCUGGAUCCAGAGUUUUACUCAUUUGUUUGUGGGGAUUUGAACUGAAUAUCUAUCAUUUUUGUACGGUGUUCCCUGGGCAGUUGAGCAUGCUCAGGUCAUGUGAUGCUGUUUCGCAUAUGCAAGGCUGAAACCAUGUUCUAUGCAGUCGUAUAGUUGACAAAACACACACACCGAAUAUUUGAUACACUUGCCAACAUGUGCAUUAUUCUCUGCUUGCUCUCUCUUCAUGGAGCUCUCAUUAGACAGUGAACAGACCUCACUUAACAACCGAAUCUCUGCCAAUCAUUUUUUGGCAGUGCGUUUUCUCGGAGCAGAUGUUUCAGUGGAAGUUUGGAGUUUCUACCGAUUAUCCGUUAAAUCCACCAGCUUUAGCUCUUAAAGGUAUACUUCACAAUUUUUUUUUUUUA